This is a messenger RNA of Caenorhabditis auriculariae, 774 nucleotides long. The record is from the annotation of a GenBank genome assembly. Lineage: Eukaryota; Metazoa; Nematoda; Chromadorea; Rhabditida; Rhabditidae.
AUGCCUUCAUUACCACGAGUUGACCGUAUAAAACCUAUCUUCACAUCUGCGAAAGCGUUGAAUUAUGGAUGGAGAUUUACUGAUUAUUUGAAAAUUCCUGCAUUCAACGGAGUUUCACGAUAUAUUCCACAAGUUCACCGGAUAACUAUCCGGUUUUGCAAACAGAGCGAGAGCAGUACCGGAGUAAGGAAUUUCGUUGAAAGCCAUCUGUGGAGGAUAGGUAAUUUUGCUUUUUAUUCAAUCAGUUUCUUUGAGGAAAUCAUAUUGGCUAGGGCUUGAAAAAAAAAUCUGAUCAGACUAGUUUUUUUUUUUACUUAAGUGUAAGGUCAUAGGCAAUUCCCUAAAAAAUUACUUUUCUUCUUCAUCUGCAAGCCUUUCUCACUUUUCAGGCGAAUCAAACCCCUCAGUUGUCAUUUACACUCAGCCAGUGAGAAACUCAAUACCGACAAUCCGAGCAGAAUACGGAAAUGGAAAAGUUAUCCAGUACAAUGCCAAAAAUAUGAGCGAAAAAGAAAUACACAAGGAUUUCGUCCAGAUGCUUUCCCGAGGAGGAAAUCCAGUUGUCAAGCUGGAAAGCAGGCAGAACUCGAUAACUCCCUCGGUGCAGGUUUGUUCCGAACGAUAAUUCUUCAGAAGAUAGUUUAUUUUUAGGGAUCUUGGACGCCAAUAACGUGGCUUCCCACAAGUAGCAACGUCGUGCCGCUUCCCCAAAAGAUUGCAGUUGUGAAGAAAACAGAGGUUUCGGCAACAGAAUAUUUUUCAGAAAAAACAUAA